UCCGCUAGUCCAAUUUGGCACGACAUCACCGGGCAAUUUGCUAUUGCUGAACCCAUUCAAGGCAGCCGAUUGGAUCUUUUCAGUAGUUUAGAACCAUUUUUUUCCCCUCUUUCGGGGGUUGUAGGGAAAUAAUCCACUUGGCUUGGUCAUUUCUGGACGAGAAACGGCACACCAGUGAUGAGUGCGAGCAGGUUACUCAGAACUGAGGCUCUGUCUUGGCUGUCGGCUGUAGGAAACGUCUCCGGGGGCGAGUCCCGCGGCUUGGUUCUGCAGCCUUUCUGGGACUACCUCCACCAGAACCACCAUGACCUGCUGAGGAGCCCCCUCUUCCCUGUGGUCCUCUCAGUCAGCAUCUACUUCCUCCUGGUUGGCGUUUACACCGUGCUGGACCUGCUGGCUCCCACCUGGCCCUCCAUCAACCGCUACCGGCUGCACCCGGACAAACCCGUCACCUGGCCUAACAUCUGGACCACCCUGGGCGUCACCGUCUACAAUCACCUGUUCUUCAUCUUCCCUGCAGCAGUUGCGCAGUGGCUGUGGAGGCCACCGACUCCCUUGCCCCCGGAGGCUCCUUCCCUCUGGAGCUUCUCUCUUGGCAUCCUGGGCUGCAUGGUCGUCUUUGACUUCCAGUAUUACCUGUGGCAUCUGCUGCACCACAGGGUCCCCUGGCUGUACCGCACCUUCCACGCCAUCCACCACCAGUACAACCAACCCUUCAGCCUGGUCACCCAGUACCUGUCCGGCUGGGAGCUGUUCAGCGUGGGGUUCUGGGCGACCGUCGACCCCAUCUUGCUGAACUGCCACUGCCUCACGACUUGGGGCUUCAUGGUGUUCAAUGUUUACGUGUCCACCGAGGACCACUGUGGCUAUGACUUCCCCUGGGCCAUGCAUAACCUGGUACCGUUUGGUCUCUGGGGCGGGGCGCCCAAGCACGACGCUCAUCACCAGCGACCCGGGACCAACUUCGCCCCAUUCUUCUCCCACUGGGACUGGCUGGGGGGGACCAACACCGUGCCAACUCCCUGCGGCUACUCUGGCUCAGAAGAGCCAGACGAGAUGAGGGAGAAAAGGGACUAAAGAGCCUGAACACAUCUCUCAUUGACUCUGACUCUCAUUUACUCAAAAUGCCUCUUUUGUACCUGCUCACAUUCCAACACUCUUGUUUUUUUUGUUCUUUCUACACUCCUUGCAACUUUCUCCAAUGUUUUUUGUCCUUCCCUCAUCUUCAAAUCUAUUUCACUAACUUUCUCUCCUACUUUUUUCGACUGGCUUUUAACUAGUUUUAUGCUAUGAUGUUGCAUUUAUGCUGUUUUAUCGAUAUCUGUUUUCUAUUUUGUGUUGU
This is a messenger RNA of Fundulus heteroclitus (mummichog), 1342 nucleotides long. RefSeq names its product cholesterol 25-hydroxylase like 2 (gene ch25hl2). The transcript has a single exon. The record is from RefSeq and is a predicted model, not a curated record. Gene Ontology annotation, molecular function: C-4 methylsterol oxidase activity; iron ion binding; steroid hydroxylase activity. Gene Ontology annotation, biological process: cholesterol metabolic process; sterol biosynthetic process. NCBI's taxonomy places the organism in Eukaryota, Metazoa, Chordata, Actinopteri, Cyprinodontiformes, Fundulidae. The coding region runs from base 178 to 1077 and encodes 299 amino acids.